UUCAGAAAGUCACAUUUGCUCUUGGACUUCACCAAAGUUGGCCUCCGUGCUAAACCUCGCUACAAGAAAGUUCAAAGUUUUGGAAACCUUUGAUUUGACCUGAAGAGGAAUAACUCUGAAGGAAGAACACCUGCAGAAGAACAUCUCCUGUUAAAACAACCUGUAAGAGAGAUGUCGUCUGCUCGACCCCCUGUGGAGGAGGAGAACCUGCGGACCAAAGAAGGACGGAUCCGCAGCUUCAUGGCUGGCCUCUUUCAGCGCUCACCUGCUGAGAGUCCUCCUACUGACACUGCCCUCCCUGACCACCAGGAGGAGGAGGAAGAGCUGGUUGUCGUCAGACCUGAUGACGUCGACGAACCUCCAGCUGCACCUUCAUCAGAUUCUGAGUCUGAACCUUCAGAUGGUUAUUAUCCUGAUCCCGAUCGUGUGUAUGAAGUGGUUUCUGAAGAUUCAGAUGAGGAGUCUGAUUGUCGGGGCUGGUAUGAAGGACUGAUCCCUCCAGGGUUUGAUCUUGCUGGUCCUUUACUCAUCCCGGAAAACACCAACCUGAACCCGGCUGAUCCAGAGUUUCAGUUUUUCUUUGAAGGAGUGAUCGAUACGCUGGACUCCUUAGAGGAUCAUGUGUAUCCACUGGAUUCAAACAGCAGUUCCUGGGAGACGAUAGAGGAGGAAGAUAUUGUGGGUGAUGUUGAGGAUGAGGGAGUGGUCCUUGAUCCUACUGGCCCUUUCAAUGAUCCUACUUCCUCUUACUUUGGCAUGGACCCUUCAGUCGUCACUCCUUUCCUCGAUAACUUGUUGGACAUACACAGACAGUGGUACUCUUCAUCCUCUAGCAGCUCUGAGGAGUACGAGGAUUACGAGGACUCUUACUCUUUCUAUUACUCUUACCCCUUGGAGGUAAUGGAGGAUCCUUUUGAGAGAAUGGAAUCCUUCAGAGGCUUUGAAGAGUACGAGAACUCUUACUCUUUUGCUGACCCCUGGGAGGUGAUGGAGGAUCCUUUUGAGCACAUGGGAUCCUCCAGAGGCUCUGAAGAGUACGAGGACCAGGUGCUUUCCUCAUCUGAAGGCUCCAGCAGCUCCAGAAGACGGGGCAGGGAAGAGAGUGAUGAUGAGGCAGAUGAUGAGGUAGGCGAGCCAGCUUCCAAGAGGGGCAGGUGGUCCUCAUCUGAAGGCUCCAGCAGCUCCAGAAGACGGGGCAGGGAAGAGAGUGAUUAUGAGGCAGAUGAUGAGGCAGGCGAGCCAGCUUCCAAGAGGGGCAGGUGGUGCUCAUCUGAAGGCUCCAGCAGCUCCAGAAGACGGGGCAGGGAAGAGAGUGAUUAUGAGGGAGAUGAUGAGGCAGACGAGCCGGCUUCCAAGAGGCGCAGGUGGUUCGAUGAGAGUGACUCAGACUGACUCCUACACAGAAAGGCUGAGAGUUCUCAUGGGAUCAUAAUCCACAUCUGGCAUCAGGAUGGAUUCUGAGACUUCACCACUUGGAGGAUCAUUAAUUCCCACUGGUAGCCCUUGCAACUGGCAGGGCUGGCGACACCCCAAGUAGCAUCUUGCACCUGGACUUUAUUUACUGCAGGGACUCUAAAGAGACCCUUUUCUAAAUCCUGAGGACUUGCCUUUGUGUCUGGCUGGGCAAGCAAAGCCCCAGGUGGCCUUUGCGUCUGGCAGGGCUGUCACGUCCCCGGUAGCGUCUUGCACCGGGGCUUUUCUGGACAAACUUUGACUUCAGUAUGAUGGAUCGACAUUUCUUGGAUCCUGAGGCCGGUCUCUGCGUCUGGCAGGGUCGGUGAUGCCUCGGGUAGCCCAUGCGUCUGGCAGGGCUGUCGACACAUCGUGCAUGACGAUGGACAGGACCCUUCAUCUUAAAGCUUGGACAUCUGGACAGAGGACUUUUAUGGACGAAUCUUUCAUUCAAGCACGAUGGAUCAACUUUUCUUUGAUCGUGAGUGUCAGUCUUUGCGUCUGGCAGGACCGACAAAGCCUCAUGUAGCCAUUGCGUCUGGCAGGGCAGUUGACACCUCGUGCAAGAAGACAGAAAGGACUACUUCACACUGACAGACAGGACCCUCCAAUAAUAAGAUGAAGAGGACUCUUCAGCUUGAAGACGGACAGAGACUUAACGCCUGGACAUCUGGACAGAGGACUUUUGUGGACAACUCUUUCAUUCAAGCAUGAUGGAUCAACUUUUCUUUGAUCGUGAGCGUCGGUCUUUGCGUCUGGCAGGACCGACAAAGCCUCAUGUAGCCCUUGCGUCUGGCAGGGCAGUUGACACCUCGUGCAAGAAGACAGAAAGGACUACUUCACACUGACAGACAGGACCCUCCAAAAAGAAGAUGAAGAGGACUCUUCAGCUUGAAGACGGACAGAGACUUAAAGCCUGGACAUCUGGACAGAGGACUUUUAUGGACAACUCUUUCAUUCAAGCACAAUGGAUCAACUUUUCUUUGAUCGUGAGCGUCGGUCUUUGCGUCUGGCAGGACCGACAAAGCCUCAUGUAGCCCUUGCGUAUGGCAGGGCAGUUGACACCCUGUGCAAGAAGACAGAAAGGACUACUUCACACUGACAGACAGGACCCUCCAAUAAAAAGAUGAAGAGGACUCUUCUCAAUUAAGACGGACAGAAACCUUCAUCAUGGAGACAGACAGGACACUCGGACACAAACAUAGACUGGAUUCGUUGACAUAGAUGUGGACAGAACCAUUUGACAGGAAGACGGACAGGACCCACCAACACAAGAUGGACAGAACCCUCACGUGGACAUAAAGAUGGGAAGGACUCUUCAGGUUGAAGACUGACUCCAACACAACAUGGACAGAACCUUCAAAUAUAAAGGGCAUGGGAUGGACAUUAUCCUCUUACGUUGGACCCUUUGACAUAGAAACAGAAAGGAUUUAUCAACAUGAAGCCGGACAGGACUUUUUGACUUGGAGACAGUAACAACGUUUUCUGAUGGAGAUGGACUCGGACUUCGGGACAGAUGAAUAAAACAAAAAGAGACUUAAUCAGGACCAAUGACCAGAGAACAAUAGACUAAGAGCCGAGCAGAACACCGGCCUGGAGCAGCAGCUUGGACCACGUGCAGCUUUAAAAACCUGGAGAACAACCCAGAGAAGAGCAGCAGAGAACAUCCUGAUCCAGCUCCUUCUUUAAGCUCACGUGGACAGAACAGAUAAGAUGAAGAAGGAGAGCUGCUCCUCCUCCCUGUGAAGGUACGUACACACUCCUGAUCCAGAACAGGAUGGAACGGGUCGCUGUUUUAAGGAUCUACAUACCCGUGUGUUUAGAUCAGAGCUCUUACUCUGUAUUUUAAAGACUAUUUGACGUCUCACUGACCAUUGUUUGUCUUUCUCAUUCCCCCUCCACCGCCUGAGCUGCCCCUGAUGUUAGUGGUGUAAAGAAUGCGAGUAUGAGCUUCUGACAUGCUUCAUGUUUAUCAGUCUCAAUAUUCAAUGAUUCAUGUUGUAGUUCAGGUGUGCAGCUUACUGACUCUGUGAUGUUUCUCUCCUUUCUUACCGGACCUCCUGAGCCACUGCCGGUCGCUGAGAUUGAAAACAGCAGGUUGUGACGCGAGGACAGCGAGCGUAGGACGUCCAUGGAUUCCUUGAUAACGAAGAAGAAGAAGAAACGCUCACAUCUGACCUGCAGGAGACUCUGGAGAGCAGACAGAGGACGCCUUCUGUCUCCAGAGUUCCAGGAAGUAGACGUCAACCAAACCACACAAAGUCCUGUGUCACCAAACUUUCUCACCUCAGCUGAUUUUGUUUUACCUUCAAUAAAACAGUCAAGUUUUCAAUGUGA
Molecule: messenger RNA, 3789 nt
Organism: Notolabrus celidotus (New Zealand spotty)
Lineage: Eukaryota; Metazoa; Chordata; Actinopteri; Labriformes; Labridae
Exons: 5
Coding region: 172-1392 (406 amino acids)
Source: RefSeq, a predicted model, not a curated record